Tyto alba (common barn owl) is the source of this 3102-nucleotide messenger RNA. RefSeq names its product BCL10 immune signaling adaptor (gene BCL10). The transcript has 3 exons. Gene Ontology annotation, cellular component: CBM complex; cytosol. Gene Ontology annotation, biological process: canonical NF-kappaB signal transduction; adaptive immune response; apoptotic process. The record is from RefSeq and is a predicted model, not a curated record. Bases 246 to 986 code for a protein of 246 amino acids. NCBI's taxonomy places the organism in Eukaryota, Metazoa, Chordata, Aves, Strigiformes, Tytonidae. Gene Ontology annotation, molecular function: NF-kappaB binding; transcription coactivator activity; protein kinase B binding.
UGCCCUUUCUUUAAGGGUUUGCUCCUCGGGGUCCGUGGGCGCCCACGGCGGCCCCGCGGGAUGAGGGGAGGGAGGUGGAACGGGCGCCCCCCCCCUCCCACCGCCCCCGCGCACGCGCCGCUGGGCGGGGCCGCCGUGUGGGCGGGGUGCCUCCCCUGAGGGGGCUCUCUAUUGGUUGGGCGGGCGGGGCCCGGGCCGGAAGCGCUGCCCUGGGCGGUGUUCCCCGUCGGCGGAGCGGCUCCGCCAUGGAGGGCCCGGGCCCGGGGUCGGGGUCGGCGGCUCCGGGGCGGCCGCUGACGGAGGACGAGAUGGCCGAGGUGAAGAAGGAUGCUUUAGAAAGAAUGCGUCCCUACCUGUGUGAUAAAAUCAUAGCUGAGAGACACUUUGAUUACCUACGUUCAAAGAAAAUACUGACUAGAGAGGACACAGAAGAAAUUUCUUCUCGAUCUUCCAGUAGGAAGAAAACAGGGAAGUUAUUGGACUACUUAGCAGAAAACCCAAAGGGACUAGAUGCUUUGAUUGAAUCUAUCAGACGAGAAAGAACACAAAACUUCCUGUUACAAAAGAUAACUGACGUAGUAUUGAAAGUCAAAAAUGAAAAACUUGAAGCUCUCAAAGGUCUAAGCUGCAGCACCUGUAUGACCUCACUGUAUGGAGGAACAAAUAAUCUUUCUAGAUCAUAUUCUGAUGAAUCUAAUUUUUUUGAUAAAACAAAAGACAAAGAAUCUACUCAGAUACAUCAUCCAGAGGAAGAUUAUAGCACUGCCGCAUUUGUGUCUGCUGUCUCUCUUCAUUCAAUGAAUUUGCCAAUUGCAGAGAUGGGAAAUGCAGAGUGUGCUGUUUUCUCAGCCACCCUUCCAGGGCCUGGAGACCCCGGUGCACCCCCUCUCCCCCCAGAACUCCAGUCAGAGCAGCAAGAACCAUGUACUAGUUCAAGUGACAAUUGCUUUUUGCCUUUACGAUCACGUUCUCUUCAACCACAGUGAACAUAGUGACUGUAGUCUGUUCAUCCAAAUAGUACUGAAAUUUUGUGUGAUGUCUUAUAAAGGUUUAAAAAAUGUUUUCAAACUGUUAACUAGCAAAAUCAGAAGAAACAAUCUAUGCCAUUUUACUGUUUUAAAGGAGUAAUUUUUUUGUAAUUGGGUGAAUCUGGAGCUGUUUGGUCUUAUGUUCGUUAAGGAGCUUUUUUCAAAAGGUCAUGCUAUUAUACCAGCAAAAGUUGGGGUUUUAAACCAACGUAUUUAAGAUUUCACAUUUAGUUGCAGUUAUAGAACAAAUGUGGUGUUUGUUUGUUUGUUUGUUUUUUUUCCCUUACAGAAACAAGCAAAUACACUUUUCUUAAUGUGUCUGUUACAGGUGAAUUGGAGAGGGUGGUUAGGAAAAGUAGUGAGUAUUGAAAAAUAACUUUCUGAACUAAAAGCUUAGGCUUACAUAUCAAAAAGCUUAAACUCAUUACCAAAUUCAGUGUUUCACUGUAGGAUAAACUCUGCCCUCUAUAUAUGUGUGAAACUCCAUUUGUGAGAAGAAAAAAAAAAAAAAAACACAAAAAACAAACAAACAAACAAACAAAAAAAAAACAACACCAUAAAACCAAAUCUGGCCAAAUCUGUAGCUGUGUUUAUUUUCAAGAAGUCUGUUAAUUGUCUGAACUUUGUCCUGCUAGUAAAAGGCACUCAGUAUCGCAGUGAUUUGAUUUAGCAAAAAAUAUACGUCUACAAGUCUUAGCAUAUUAUUCUUGUGUAUAACUUAGAGGUUUCUGAUUUGAGAUGCACUUUAAAUAUAAAUUCUCCUUAGUGCUGGAAGAGGAAUGUAAACUGCUGUAACAGAAUCAUGUGGGCUGUAAGAAAAUGUUACUGUAUAAUGCUAUUAAGGAGCAAAGUUUGUAUGUUUUGUCCCAGUAGGUAAGUAGUGGAGGAGUCCUGUAGCAAGAAAGUAUCCGUACCUGAAGGACUCUUGGAAAUGUUGCACUUCAGAUACCUACUCUUCAAAGCAGAUAGACAGGUUUACAUUUCAAAUUGUUUAGAGUCAAAUGCAUUUUAAACUAUUUCAACAUGGGAAGGUUCUCAUUUCCUGACACAAUGUAACAUGCUGUAUUCCUCUCCUACUCCACUCUUGAGUUGUCAUCUACUUUUUAUGAAGUUGGCCUAUAAUCACUUUAAAUUUACCAGGCAAAGACAAUCUCCUACUUGUAAAUGUGUACAGUUCUGUUCUGCAGUACUACACUUUAAAGUGAUGGGAUGUUUUCAGUAUAUCAAAGGGUAGGUUUGAAUUUAAGGCUUUAAAUUAUUUUGGCUCUCACACAGUGCUAUAGCCAUGUAAUUCCAUUGAAAUUCAAACCCAGGUAAUAUCCCUAAACUGUGUUCUCCUUUUGUGGAGGCAGGCCAUCUGUAGGACCUCAGUACAGUGUCUAAUUUUUUUUUUUUCAUGUUUACUCUGGUUUUGGAAUUAGUUUAAAAUAAACUUCAAAGUUCAACUACACUCCAUACUUAGUAUAUUAAUAGCUUAUAUAUGAUAAAUAUGUGGGCAGUUUAGUGUUUAUGAAGAUCCUUGUUUUUCUUGUAUACAUGUAAGGUCAUGGACUGUCAGGACAGUGAAAAUUAUUUUCAACAGAACUGCUUUGUUCAGAGGGCACUCUUGAAGUUAUUUGCCUAAAUAUGCUAACAAAAUUUUGCUCUCUAACAUGAAAUUAAGGGUAGGCUUAAAUCCCUCUCUUCCAUUAACUUGAACUGUAGUUGUGCCUUCUGAGGAUAUCUGAAAAUUGAUUUGUCUAAAUGCCCACUGUAACCACUUAGAGCUGUGCUUAGGUUUGGGUCCCUUCUUGGAUUCUUGUAAACGGAGGAGAGUGCGCAAGCUUGGCCUUAACUGGAUAGCUCAGGGUGAGGACUGCUUUGCAGAUCUAAAUCCAGACUGGCGAGGGGUGUGCUGCCUGCCCCAGUGCACCCCGCAGGAUGCCUGCCUCUGCAGGGAUUGCUCCUGCCGUGGAGCCUAGUAACCUGAGACUUUACGUGAAUGUAUUAUCUUACCAAACAUUUAUGAUGUACAUCCUUUUUUUUUUUUAAUUGAAAUGUUUUUAUCCCUUUUGGAAUAAAGUUUUUUGUAUAA